AUGAAAGCAUCAUUGCAAGUGUUAGUGAACGCGUGUCCAUUUGGGAGGAACAGAGUGAAAGCAGCAGAAGCAGGAGCAAUUAGGGUUUUGGUUGAUCUUCUGCUCGAUUCAUCUGAGAAAAGGGUUUGUGAAUUUAUGCUAGUUUUGUUGGAUCAAAUUUGUCAGAGCGCAGAAGGGAGAGCCGAGCUGUUGAAUCAUCCAGGAGGAUUAGCCAUUGUCUCCAAGAAAAUACUUAGGGUUUCUAAAGUAGGGAGUGAAAGGGCAAUCAAGAUCUUACAUUCAAUCUCAAAGUUUUCAUCAACACCAAGUGUUGUUCAAGAGAUGUUGAGUUUGGGUGUGGUGGCAAAGCUUUGUUUGGUUCUUCAAGUUGAUUGUGGAAGUAAAGGUAAGGAAAGAGCUAGAGAAAUUCUCAAAUUUCAUGCAAAGGCAUGGAUGAAUUCUCCUUGUAUACCUAAUAAUUUAUUAUCUUCAUAUCCAUUUUAG
Messenger RNA from Solanum stenotomum, 483 nucleotides. Its product is annotated as E3 ubiquitin-protein ligase PUB22-like. Bases 1 to 483 code for a protein of 160 amino acids. The record is from RefSeq and is a predicted model, not a curated record. The transcript has a single exon. Gene Ontology annotation, molecular function: ubiquitin protein ligase activity. NCBI's taxonomy places the organism in Eukaryota, Viridiplantae, Streptophyta, Magnoliopsida, Solanales, Solanaceae.